Pedinophyceae sp. YPF-701 is the source of this 453-nucleotide messenger RNA. The record is from the annotation of a GenBank genome assembly. Lineage: Eukaryota; Viridiplantae; Chlorophyta; Pedinophyceae.
AUGGCAGCGGGGGGGCCGUCGGGGCCGACGGGUCCCGGGAUGGCAGACAUGAUGCCCAUGCUAGCUGUGCCGCACGACUCGCUGCGGCAAGGACUGCCCUCGUACAAGCAGGACGCCCAGGCCUUCCACCCGCUGCAGAGGGCGCUCGCCGCGCAGCAGGCCGCGGAGCCGCGCCAGAAGUUCGACCAGAUGCGCAACAUCUACGGCCUCGCGCUCCCCGCGCGCCUAGAGAUGGAGAAACAGAUCCUCUCGAGGCCCACGCGGCUUCCCGGGCUCGCGGACGCGGGCUCCAAGCUCGGCCUCGACUCCGCCACGGGCAGGCUCGACACCAUCGACAUCUCAGACGUUCUCAACCGGAAGGAGGAUGAUCCGUGCCCACAGCCGGACGGUCACUCGGUCAUGGAGGCGCGCCUGGGCAUCGCAACGAAGCCCGCGGCGCGCGGCAUCGCGUAG